AGGAUGGGCAACAGCCAGUCGUCGUCCGGCUCGCGUCACUCGGCCGGCCCUGGCUCGAGCAGCGGCGGCGGAGGGGGCGCCGUCAGCGGCUUGCGCAGCCGAGCGAGCACCCUCACCGGCGUCGGCGGGUCCUCGUCGUCGCGAUCGUCGGCCGCCGCACACGCACACGCAGCAGCAGCAGCCCCGGCCGACGAGGCCAAGGUCAUCGACGGCGGCUGGACCGACCCGCAGACGCUCCUCUACGCUCGCCUCGAGUACCACCGCCCGACCGUCCACAAGCUCAUCGCCGACCGCAAGCUCGCCCCGUUCUACCUCGGCCUCCAGGACUUUGAGGACGACUGGGCCACCGACCGCAUCGUCGACGCCCUCGACGAGGCCGAGCAGCAGGCGACCCAGAACCUGCGCGAGGCCCACACGGCCGCCGUCGGCGCCGCGAGCGAGGCCGAGGCGGCCCAGCUGUCGGCCCCGCCGGGCACGCGCAAGCACAAGGACUCGGUCACGGCCCACAACGCGGCCGUCCUGCACCGCGAGCGCAUCGCCGAGACGCUGCGCACGCGCGAGAAGCGCGGCGGCGGCGGGCUCCAGCUCUCGAGCAAGACCGACACGGCGACGCUGUACCAGGCCAAGGCGCUCGAAUGCCCCAUCUGCUUCCUGUACUACCCGCCCAACAUGGUCCACACGCGCUGCUGCGACCAGCCCAUCUGCACAGAGUGCUUCGUCCAGAUCAAGCGCGCCGAGCCGACCCCGACCCACCUCGAGUCCGAGCCGGCCGCCUGUCCCUUCUGCAUGGAGACCAACUUUGGCGGCGUCUACGAGAAGCCUGUGCGCCCGCCGUACGCGCCGACGCCGAGCGGCGGAUCGGGCGAGUCGGGAUCGAGCGCGACGAGCCCGGCCACGACGGCGGCGCCCAAGCCGAGGCGCAAGUCGUUCGCCCAUACCGAGAAGGAGGUCGUCACGACCGACAUGAUCCACCCGGACUGGGAGGCCAAGCUCGAGGCGAUGAAGGCGGCCGUCGCCCGUCGCGCCAACCGCCGCAUCGUGUUCCGCCAGGUCGGCGACCGCCUCAUCCCUGUCGGCAUCUCGUCCGGCCGCGGCGGCGGCGCAGACGGCGCCAACCCGACCAUGGCGACGACGACCCUGCCGCCCAACUUCCUGUCGCAGAUCGCGGCCGCGCUCGACGCGUCGAACGAGGGCGGCGGCGGCGGGACCUCGUCGAGCGGCCGGCGGCGCGGGAGCCGCAGCGCGAGGCGCAGUCGGGGCGGCAGCGGUGGCAACGACGAGAUCGCGCAGCUGCUCGAGAGCCUCGGGCUCGGCGGCGGGCCCGACAUCGAGGAGAUGAUGGUGCAGGAGGCGAUGCGGCUCAGCCAGCUCGAGGAGGAGGAGCGCCAGAAGAAGACGCAGGAGGAGGAGGCGGCCAAGGCGGCCAAGGCGGCCGGCGCUUCGUCGUCGACGGCGACGGCGCCCGACACGGAGCGGCUCCUGUCCGAGGCGAUGGGCGGUCGCGUCGAUGAUGCAGGCGCGGCGAGCUCGUCCUCGGCGGCGCCCGCACCGACAACUCGUGCGCCGGCUCCUCCAGUCGCCACCAACCCUCCCGCUCCCCUCCUCGACGUCGACAUCCCCUCGACGCCGAUCGAGCUCGACACGCCGACACCCACCGCCGCCACCGGGCCCUCGGUCGCCAACACGGCGCUCGGCGCGCCUCUCGACGCGGCGAGCACGCGCGCGUCGACCACGUCGUCGCUCAUCCCGCCGCCCUCGCCCUCGCCGUCGCAGGGCUACCAGCCCCUCGGCGAGGAGAGUGACGACCAGGUGGACGACGAGCGGCACACGCCGCCGACGACGGCCAAGCACGGCGGCGGUCGGCACGUCGAGAACGGCGGGGUCGGGCGCCUCGUCGACCUUUAGAUGCAUGCCCUCUGGGCACAGACACUCGCUCGCCGCCGCCGUCGUCGUCGUCGUCUCCCUCGUCGUUGUACAUUCCUCUGCGCCAUGCCUUUUCACGCCGUUGUCGUCGUCCUUUCCCCCCUCCUUCUCCUUCUCCCUCUCCCUCCUUCCGCCCGCCUCUCUACCUCUCGCGCCGUCCUUUUUUGUAGCUCUCGUUCGUCGUCGUCGACUGUGCGCUCGUGCGCUGCAACCUCGCUUGUCGAUCCUG
Rhodotorula graminis WP1 is the source of this 2152-nucleotide messenger RNA. RefSeq lists its product as uncharacterized. Gene Ontology annotation, cellular component: cytoplasm. The transcript has 4 exons. The coding region runs from base 4 to 1905 and encodes 633 amino acids. Lineage: Eukaryota; Fungi; Basidiomycota; Microbotryomycetes; Sporidiobolales; Sporidiobolaceae. The record is from RefSeq and is a predicted model, not a curated record.